Molecule: messenger RNA, 1587 nt
Organism: Paracoccidioides brasiliensis Pb18
Product: rRNA-binding ribosome biosynthesis protein NOP15
Exons: 3
Coding region: 1-1587 (528 amino acids)
Biological process (GO): maturation of LSU-rRNA from tricistronic rRNA transcript (SSU-rRNA, 5.8S rRNA, LSU-rRNA)
Cellular component (GO): nucleolus
Molecular function (GO): RNA binding
Source: RefSeq, a predicted model, not a curated record
AUGGCCGUAGAGAAGAAGGACAAGAAGCGCAAGGCUGCGGUUACCUCUGCCCCAACACCCGCGGACCCGCCCUCGAAAAAGUCGAAAAAGUCAGUGUCUAAACUGGCUAAAACUCAUGAGAAUGAGAAUGUACCAAAGCCAAUCUUGAAGAAGUCCAAAUCCGCAGAGGCUACCAAUGGCGAUUCUCCCAAGGCUGUUCCGGUGAAAGUUACCAGUGCACCCGCAAGACAGAUCCGGCCGCGGAAACGAGCGGCGGACUUUAUGAGUGAAGAAGAAGAAGGUGAUCUCGAGGAAAGCAAGAAAAAGCCAGUCAUGUCUUCUCCUGUCGCAACAAAUCCCAUCAAUAAAGACCUUGAAAAACCUAGCAAGAAGAAGUCAAAGAAGGGAGCUGAGACUCAAACUGCUUCCGCAUCUUCCACUAAAAAGGCAGCGACAAAUGUGGACACUGAGGAGGAAAUUUUGAGCACUUCAAAAGUGAGCAAAAAGAGUAAAGUUGACAUAAAGCCUUCCAAGGAAAUACACACGCAAAUUGCAGAGGAUGAGAAUGAGGGAAGCGCAGCGGAAAAAGAAUAUGAUGAUGACCAGACGGCUGCGUUGAUCCAAGGAUUUGAUAGCAGCGGUGAUGAAGAUGUAUCUGGUGACGAAGGAUUUGCUCCUGGAAAGAAGAUCCCAGCCAUCCCGGAUGCGAAGCAGCUGAAGCGGAGACUGCGCAAGAUGAAGAAAACAGGCACAGAAACGCAGGAACCAGGUACUAUCUACGUUGGCCGAGUUCCGCACGGUUUCUACGAGCACGAAAUGCGCGCCUACUUCUCCCAAUUUGGGCCCAUCACCCGCCUCCGCCUAUCCCGCAACCGCACCACAGGCCGCUCUAAGCAUUUCGCCUUCAUCGAGUUCGCGUCAUCCUCCGUCGCGCAAAUUGUCGCCGAUACAAUGGACAACUAUCUCAUGUUUGGACAUAUUUUAAAAUGCAAGUUCGUGCCGCAGGAAAAUGUGCAUCCGCAGCUGUGGAAGGGGGCGAAUAGACGGUUCAAGAAGACGCCAUGGAACGCUAUCGAGAGGCGUAGGUUGGAUGCAGGAAAGACGAGGGAGCAGUGGGCGAGGAAGAUUAAGCAGGAGGAGGCUAGGAGGGUGGCUAGGGUUGAAAAGAUGAAGGAACUUGGGUAUGAGUUUGAGAUGCCGGUGUUGAAGGGUGUUGAGGAGGUUGUUGUUGUUCGUGAUGUUGAGGGGAAGGGGCGGGGGGAGGUAGAGGGCGCUGAAGAGCCGGCUGCUAUUGAGGCUUCUCAGAAGGAGGCGGAGAAGGCUGAGCUGGUAUCUGGAGUUGUAGAAGAGGUGAAGCCUGCGCCAAUUAAAGCAAAGAAGGACAGGAAGAAGAAGGCGGAGAAGAAGGAUACCCCUGUAAAGGAGGGGAAGAAGACGAAGGAUAUGGAGCAGAAGAAGGAUGGUAAAGCUUCAUCGAAGGAUAAGAAGGUCAAGGUAGAUACCCCCGAGAAGUUGGGAAAGGAAAAGAAGAUCAAGGCUAGUCUUGCAGCAGCGGGGAAGUCGGAGAAGAAGGAAGAGAAGUCUAAGGGGAAGAAGAGCAAUGCAUAG